AAUUAUUUUCAAUCUGCGAAUGGGCUUAGGGGGAGCUUCGGUCAAAUGUAUUGUUGAUAAGCGAAUAUUGCGGUUAGUUGAAAGCGUUUUUCUGCCAGAAAGGACCAUAAUGAGAAUAGCACUGUCCAUUGUUUUGCUGCUUGUGAUUGGGUUUAUCGGAGAUAUUGAGUCGCGCAGAGGCAGAACCAGGAGUAGAACCAAGUCUAAGUUUCAAAUUGGGCUGCCGAUAACCGGAAAAUACAGAGACCCAGAAUCAGACAAGUACUACAAUAAUAACAAUGGAGCGAAAAUUGCCCUUGCCUCCCACUUCGAUUAUGAAUACGUUUUAGGACACAAAAUCGCUUUUAUCUGCGUGGCAAGAGGAAAUCCGCGCCCUCAUAUAACCUGGUUCAAAGAUGGCAGUGAGAUAUUCACUCACCUCUAUUUGCAUAUUCACGAGUGGCAGAUUGGGAACGACACAAUAAAAAGCAAGCUAGAAAUAGAUCCUGCUACCCAGAUGGAUGCAGGCCUGUAUGAAUGUACAGCCGACAACAUGUAUUCAAUAGACCGAAGAUCGUUUAAGACGGAUUUCAGUAUUGCGUUCGAUUAGUCGAGCUUACCGAGUUGUGAUGGACAGUAAUGUAACUAGAGAACUGAGGAGCUGUUUGCACCCGAAAUAAACUACCAGUAACUUAUGUAAA
Molecule: messenger RNA, 680 nt
Organism: Dendroctonus ponderosae (mountain pine beetle)
Lineage: Eukaryota; Metazoa; Arthropoda; Insecta; Coleoptera; Curculionidae
Product: immunoglobulin domain-containing protein oig-4
Exons: 4
Coding region: 20-589 (189 amino acids)
Biological process (GO): cell-cell adhesion
Cellular component (GO): cell-cell junction
Molecular function (GO): cell adhesion molecule binding
Source: RefSeq, a predicted model, not a curated record